Messenger RNA from Salarias fasciatus (jewelled blenny), 10239 nucleotides. RefSeq lists its product as uncharacterized. NCBI's taxonomy places the organism in Eukaryota, Metazoa, Chordata, Actinopteri, Blenniiformes, Blenniidae. The record is from RefSeq and is a predicted model, not a curated record. The transcript has 35 exons. Gene Ontology annotation, molecular function: protein binding. The coding region runs from base 141 to 9908 and encodes 3255 amino acids.
AAGAGAAAAAAAAAAACUGACUGUGGCGCGUGAGGAUAAAACUGCAGAAGAUGUCUGACCCAAAAUGCAAUGAUUACAACUUGUUUUCAUCUCGCCUACCAAGAGAGACAAGUCCAGGACCAAACCAGAGAACUUGAGGAAUGGAACAAAAACCAUCUUCACCUGCAUCCAGCACUGCUUCACUGAGGAGUGACUGGUCUAAAGACAGACCUUUGAACUUUGGAAAUGAUCAGUCAAGACCACUCUCACCUGCAUACAGUGACCACACAGCAAGAAGUGACUGGUCCGAAGAAGAACCUCCAGAUUUAGGAAAUGACGAGCUGAGACCAUCUUCACCUGCAUUCAGCACUGCUUCACUGAGGAGUGACUGGUCUAAAGACAGACCUUUGAACUUUGGAAAUGAUCAGUCAAGACCACUCUCACCUGCAUACAGUGACCACACAGCAAGAAGUGACCGGUCCGAAGAAGAACCUCCAGAUUUAGGAAAUGACGAGCUGAGACCAUCUUCACCUGCAUUCAGCACUGCUUCACUGAGGAGUGACUGGUCUAAAGACAGACCUUUGAACUUUGGAAAUGAUCAGUCAAGACCACUCUCACCUGCAUACAGUGACCACACAGCAAGAAGUGACCGGUCCGAAGAAGAACCUCCAGAUUUAGGAAAUGACGAGCUGAGACCAUCUUCAUCUGCAUUCAGCACUGCUUCACUGAGGAGUGACUGGUCUAAAGACAGACCUUUGAACUUUGGAAAUGAUCAGUCAAGACCACUCUCACCUGCAUACAGUGACCACACAGCAAGAAGUGACUGGUCCGAAGAAGAACCUCCAGAUUUGGGAAAUGAAGAGCUGAGACCAUCUUCACCUGCAUCCAGCACUGCUUCACUGAGGAGUGACCGGUCUGAAGACAGUCAUCUUGACUUUGGAAAUGAUCAGUCAAGACCACUCUCACCUGCAUACAGUGACCACACAGCAAGAAGUGACCGGUCCGAAGAAGAACCUCCAGAUUUAGGAAAUGAGGAGUCGAGAUCUUCUUCACCUGCAUCCAGCACUGCUUCAGUAAGAAGUGACUGUUUCAAUGCGAGACCUCCUGACUCAGGAAAUGACGAACAAAGACCAUCUUCACCUGCAUCCAGCACUGCUUCACUGAGGAGUGACUUGUCUCAAGACAGACCUCUUGACUUUGGAAAUGAUCAGUCAAGACCACCCUCACCUGCAUACAGUGACCACACAGCAAGAAGUGACCGGUCCAAAGAAGAACCUCCAGAUUUAGGAAAUGAGGAGUUGAGAUCUUCUUCACCUGCAUCCAGCACUGCUUCAAUAAGACCUCCUGACUCAGGAAAUGACGAACAAAGACCAUCUUCACCUGCAUCCAGCACUGCUUCACUGAGGAGUGACUUGUCUAAAGACAGACCUCUGAACUUUGGAAAUGAUCAGUCAAGACCACUCUCACCUGCAUACAGUGACCACACAGCAAGAAGUGACCAGUCCAAAGAAGAACUUCUAGAUUUAGGAAAUGAGGAGUUGAGAUCUUCUUCACCUGCAUCCAGCACUGCUUCAGUAAGAAGUGACUGUUUCAAUGCGAGAUCUCCUGACUCAGGAAAUGACGAACAAAGACCAUCUUCACCUGCAUCCAGCACUGCUUCACUGAGGAGUGACUUGUCUCAAGACAGACCUCUUGACUUUGGAAAUGAUCAGUCAAGCCCACCUGAGUCUCAAGUGUUGAAGUACCAAGAGGAUGACCCUCACACCUUCACAGAGGACGACCCCCAACAAAUUCAUUCAUCAGAAAACAUCAUGCCACGACUUAAAAAAAAAGUAAAGGAAAAAGUCUUGGAUCAGUAUGAGACUGAACUGCGUGGAUUGAAAGAGGAUUCAGAACUCUACGUCACGACUGGAGAUAAAGAUGUGCCACAAACCUGCAACAACAUCUUCAUUAAUUCAGAGAAAAAAGCUGUGCGAACUGUGCUGACAGAGGGAGUGGCUGGUAUUGGUAAAACCUUUCAGACGAGGAAGUUGAUGGUCGACUGGGCAAAAGGAAAGUCCAACACAAGUAUUGACUUGAUCGUCCCUCUCAGUUUGAGUGAGUUGAAGACAGAAGGAGAAGAGCACAGUAUGGAAGAUCUGCUUGACCACUUUUUGGAAGAUGAGAAGUGGAAAAGAAGAAAAGAUUGCAUUUCUGAGUGUAAAUUAGCUCUCAUCCUUGAUGACUUCCAAGAAUGUAAAAGUCGUCUUGACUUUGAAAACAGCAGUGUCCUUACUGAUAUUGGAGAACGUGCCUCAAUAGAUGUCCUCCUAACAAACCUCAUCAGAGGAGAUCUGCUUCCCGAUGCUCGUCUCUGGAUCAUCUCUCGACCUUCAGGAACUGACAAGGUUCCUCCUGAACUUAUUGACAAAGUGACACGAUGUCGAGAGACAUUGAAGCGCAGAAAGGACCUGGUCUCAAAGCUAAAAGAGAGAUAUCGUCGAGAAUACACUCCAGUUGAAGACCCUGAUCAUUCGAACCAGAAAAACACAGAACACAUCUUGAAGGAACACAGCACUGAAGAUGGGAAAACUGAUCAACAGACCAAGCCAAAAUCAGUUACACAAGUAACUGUAUCUGAUAUCUUUGAAGCUAGAAAAGACAAAAAAGUCAGAACUGUCUUGACCGUAGGAGAAGCUCAAAUCGGAAAAUCAUUCCAAGUCCAGAAAUUCAUAAAAGCAUGGGCAGAUGAUAAAACACUACUUUCUCGCCUGUACAACUAUGGAAAAGGUUGGAUCAGUCAAACUGAAGAUAUAGAAGUUCUUUUCCCAUUUGACUUGUCAAAGUCUGACUUUAAAGAAGCUAAAAAAUCCAGUUUGCUGGAACUUCUAAAUAGCCUCUUUGAGGAAACCAAAAAAUAUGUGAUCUCUGACUACUCAAAGUUCAAACUUGUAUUUCUAUUGGAUGGAUUGGAUGCGUUUCCACUUCCUCUUGAUUUUGACCACAAAGCUGUCUUGGAUGAUAUCAGACAGCCAGCCUCAGUGGGUUUGCUGUUGACCAGCCUCAUCAGGGGAGACCUACUUCCUUCUGCCAGGCUUUGGAUCACAUCUCAGCCUUCAGCGGCUGAAAAGCUGCCGCCUGACUGUGUUGACAAGAAGACAGAAAUACGAGACAUCAUCAUGCCACGACUCAUAAAGAAAGUAAAGGAAAAAGUGUUGGGUCAGUAUGAGACUGAACUGCGUAAAUUGAAAAAGGAUUCAGAACUCUACGUCACGACUGGAGAUAAAGAUGUGCCACAAACCUACAACGACAUCUUCAUUAAUUCAGAGAAAAAAACUGUGCGAACUGUGCUGACAGAGGGAGUGGCAGGUAUUGGUAAAACCUUUCAGACGAGGAAGUUGAUGGUCGACUGGGCAAAAGGAAAGUCCAACACAAGUAUUGACUUGAUCGUCCCUCUCAGUUUGAGUGAGUUGAAGACAGAAGGAGAAAAGCACAGUAUGGAAGAUCUGCUUGACCACUUUUUGGAAGAUGAGAAAUGGAAAAGAAGAAAAGAUUGCAUUUCUGAGUGUGAAUUAGCUCUCAUCCUUGAUGACUUCCAAGAAUGUAAAAGUCCUCUUGACUUUGAAAACAGCAGUGUCCUUACUGAUAUUGGAGAAUGUGCCUCAAUAGAUGUCCUCCUAACAAACCUCAUCAGAGGAGAUCUGCUUCCCGAUGCUCGUCUCUGGAUCAUCUCUCGACCUUCAGGAACUGACAAGGUUCCUCCUGAACGUAUUCACAAAGUGACACAAUGUCGAGAGACAUUGAAGCGCAGAGAGGACCUGGUCUCAAAGCUAAAAGAGAGAUAUCAUCGAGAAUACACUCCAGUUGAAGACCCUGAUCAUUCGAACCAGAAAAACACAGAACACAUCUUGAAGGAACACAGCACUGAAGAUGGCAAAACUGAUCAACAGACCAAGCCAAAACCAGUUACACAAGUAACUGUAUCUGAUAUCUUUGAAGCUAGAAAAGACAAAAAAGUCAGAACUGUCUUGACCGUAGGAGAAGCUCAAAUCGGAAAAUCAUUCCAAGUCCAGAAAUUCAUAAAAGCAUGGGCAGGCAAGAAAACACUGUCUUCUCGCCAGUACAACGAUGGAAAUAAUCGAAUCAGUCAAACUGAAGAUAUAGAAGUUCUUUUCCCAUUUGACUUGUCAAAGUCUGAUUUUAAAGAAGCUAAAAAUUCCAGUUUGCUGGAACUUCUAAAUAGUCUCUUUGAGGAAACCAAAAAAUAUGUGAUCUCUGACUACUCAAAGUUCAAACUUGUAUUUCUAUUGGAUGGAUUGGAUGCGUUUCCACUUCCUCUUGAUUUUGACCACAAAGCUGUCUUGGAUGAUAUCAGACAGCCAGCCUCAGUGGGUUUGCUGUUGACCAGCCUCAUCAGGGGAGACCUACUUCCUUCUGCCAGGCUUUGGAUCACAUCUCAGCCUUCAGCGGCUGAAAAGCUGCCGCCUGACUGUGUUGACAAGAAGACAGAAAUACGAGACAUCAUCAUGCCACGACUCAUAAAGAAAGUAAAGGAAAAAGUGUUGGGUCAGUAUGAGACUGAACUGCGUAAAUUGAAAAAGGAUUCAGAACUCUACGUCACGACUGGAGAUAAAGAUGUGCCACAAACCUACAACGACAUCUUCAUUAAUUCAGAGAAAAAAACUGUGCGAACUGUGCUGACAGAGGGAGUGGCAGGUAUUGGUAAAACCUUUCAGACGAGGAAGUUGAUGGUCGACUGGGCAAAAGGAAAGUCCAACACAAGUAUUGACUUGAUCGUCCCUCUCAGUUUGAGUGAGUUGAAGACAGAAGGAGAAAAGCACAGUAUGGAAGAUCUGCUUGACCACUUUUUGGAAGAUGAGAAAUGGAAAAGAAGAAAAGAUUGCAUUUCUGAGUGUGAAUUAGCUCUCAUCCUUGAUGACUUCCAAGAAUGUAAAAGUCCUCUUGACUUUGAAAACAGCAGUGUCCUUACUGAUAUUGGAGAAUGUGCCUCAAUAGAUGUCCUCCUAACAAACCUCAUCAGAGGAGAUCUGCUUCCCGAUGCUCGUCUCUGGAUCAUCUCUCGACCUUCAGGAACUGACAAGGUUCCUCCUGAACGUAUUCACAAAGUGACACAAUGUCGAGAGACAUUGAAGCGCAGAGAGGACCUGGUCUCAAAGCUAAAAGAGAGAUAUCAUCGAGAAUACACUCCAGUUGAAGACCCUGAUCAUUCGAACCAGAAAAACACAGAACACAUCUUGAAGGAACACAGCACUGAAGAUGGCAAAACUGAUCAACAGACCAAGCCAAAACCAGUUACACAAGUAACUGUAUCUGAUAUCUUUGAAGCUAGAAAAGACAAAAAAGUCAGAACUGUCUUGACCGUAGGAGAAGCUCAAAUCGGAAAAUCAUUCCAAGUCCAGAAAUUCAUAAAAGCAUGGGCAGGCAAGAAAACACUGUCUUCUCGCCAGUACAACGAUGGAAAUAAUCGAAUCAGUCAAACUGAAGAUAUAGAAGUUCUUUUCCCAUUUGACUUGUCAAAGUCUGAUUUUAAAGAAGCUAAAAAUUCCAGUUUGCUGGAACUUCUAAAUAGUCUCUUUGAGGAAACCAAAAAAUAUGUGAUCUCUGACUACUCAAAGUUCAAACUUGUAUUUCUAUUGGAUGGAUUGGAUGCGUUUCCACUUCCUCUUGAUUUUGACCACAAAGCUGUCUUGGAUGAUAUCAGACAGCCAGCCUCAGUGGGUUUGCUGUUGACCAGCCUCAUCAGGGGAGACCUACUUCCUUCUGCCAGGCUUUGGAUCACAUCUCAGCCUUCAGCGGCUGAAAAGCUGCCGCCUGACUGUGUUGACAAGAAGACAGAAAUACGAGACAUCAUCAUGCCACGACUCAUAAAGAAAGUAAAGGAAAAAGUGUUGGGUCAGUAUGAGACUGAACUGCGUAAAUUGAAAAAGGAUUCAGAACUCUACGUCACGACUGGAGAUAAAGAUGUGCCACAAACCUGCAACGACAUCUUCAUUAAUUCAGAGAAAAAAGCUGUGCGAACUGUGCUGACAGAGGGAGUGGCUGGUAUUGGUAAAACCUUUCAGACAAGGAAGUUGAUGGUCGACUGGGCAAAAGGAAAGUCCAACACAAGUAUUGACUUGAUCGUCCCUCUCAGUUUGAGUGAGUUGAAGACAGAAGGAGAAGAGCACAGUAUGGAAGAUCUGCUUGACCACUUUUUGGAAGAUGAGAAAUGGAAAAGAAGAAAAGAUUGCAUUUCUGAGUGUGAAUUAGCUCUCAUCCUUGAUGACUUUCAAGAAUGUAAACGUCGUCUUGACUUUGAAAACAGCAGUGUCCUUACUGAUAUUGGAGAACGUGCCUCAAUAGAUGUCCUCCUAACAAACCUCAUCAGAGGAGAUCUGCUUCCCGAUGCUCGUCUCUGGAUCAUCUCUCGACCUUCAGGAACUGACAAGGUUCCUCCUGAACGUAUUCACAAAGUGACACGAUGUCGAGAGACAUCAAAGCGCAGAGAGGACCUGAUCUCAAAGCUAAAAGAGAGAUAUCGUCGAGAAUACACUCCAGUUGAAGACCCUGAUCAUUCGAACCAGAAAAACACAGAACACAUCUUGAAGGAACACAGCACUGAAGAUGGGAAAACUGAUCAACAGACCAAGCCAAAAUCAGUUACACAAGUAACUGUAUCUGAUAUCUUUGAAGCUAGAAAAGACAAAAAAGUCAGAACUGUCUUGACCGUAGGAGAAGCUCAAAUCGGAAAAUCAUUCCAAGUCCAGAAAUUCAUAAAAGCAUGGGCAGAUGAUAAAACACUACUUUCUCGCCUGUACAACGAUGGAAAAAAAUUUUUCAGUCAAACUGAAGAUAUAGAAGUUCUUUUCCCAUUUGACUUGUCAAAGUCUGACUUUAAAGAAGCUAAAAAAUCCAGUUUGCUGGAACUUCUAAAUGGCCUCUUUGAGGAAACCAAAAAAUAUGUGAUCUCUGACUACGCAAAGUUCAAGCUUGUAUUUCUAUUGGAUGGACUGGAUGCGUUUCCACUUCCUCUUGAUUUUGACCACAAAGCUGUCUUGGAUGAUAUCAGACAGCCAGCCUCAGUGGGUUUGCUGUUGACCAGCCUCAUCAGGGGAGACCUGCUUCCUUCUGCCAGGCUUUGGAUCACAUCUCAGCCUUCAGCAGCUGAAAAGCUGCCGCCUGACUGUGUUGACAAGAAGACAGAAAUACGAGAGAAGCCUGAUAUUACAAGUACGCGGACCCUGAAAUCCCAACUGAAGAGGCAACUGACCUACGUAACUCAAGGGACUGAUAAAAGAAACACGUCAGCUGUGCUAAAAGAAAUCUACACAGAUCUAUACAUCAUAGAGGGGGACAGAGGAGACGUCAAUAAAAAACAUGAGGUCAGACAGAUUGAUGAUGCUCGAUCAGUGAGAAAAGAAACACCCAUCGAAUACUCCGACAUCUUCAAAAAUGCACCUGAGGGAAACAUACCUAUCAAAACUGUGCUGACAAUCGGAGUGGCAGGCAUAGGAAAGACAUUUGCAUCCAUGAAGUACGUUCUGGACUGGGCCGAGAGUCCAGCAGAUGAAACUGUUGACUACACCUUUCUGCUUCCCUUCCGGGAGUUGAAUUUGAGAAAAGACCAGGAACACAGUUUCGAGGAACUGAUUCAUCAGUUGUUCCCAGCAAUGAAGACGUCAGAAAUACGGAACUAUGACAAUUACAAGAUUCUGAUUGUCCUGGAUGGCCUUGACGAAUGUCGCCUUGAUCUCAAUUUCAGUGAGAAUGUCAUUUGGACAGAUGUGAGAAAAAAGACAACAGUCAACGUUCUGCUGACAAACCUCAUCCGAGGAAAGCUGCUUCCAAAAGCUCAGAUCUGGAUCACAUCUCGACCUGCAGCAUCAAACAAUAUUCCUCCUGAUGCAGUGAAUCGAGUUACAGAGGUGCGAGGAUUCAAUGAAAAGCAAAAGGAAGAGUACUUCAGGAAGAGAUUCGUCAAGAAGGAGAUUGCUGAAGAAGUCAUCUCAGAAGUGAAGAAAUCCAGGAGCCUGUUUAUCAUGUGUUACAUCCCUGUUUUCUGUUGGAUCACUUCAAAUGUCAUGGAGGACAUCAUGAAAAAAGACCAGAAGGAUGUGUUGCCCAAAACUCUGACUUACAUGUACACACGUUUUCUUUUGCUGCAGUGUGAACAAGCAAACGUGAAAUAUGAAGAAACCGAGACCAGUGACGAUCCUGAAGCUGAUUCGUGCUUGAAUACAAGAAACAGGGAAACAGUGCUUGCUUUGGGAAAACUGGCUUUUGAGGAGCUUGAGAAGGGAAAUCUUGUCUUUCCUGAAGAAUAUCUUGUCGAGUGUGGUAUCAAUAUCAGAAAUGCUGCUGUCCUUUCAGGUUUAUUCACUCAAAUCAUGCGAGAGGGCUGUGGGCUCUACCCACAAAAAUUGUUUUGCUUCGUUCAUCUGAGCAUUCAAGAGUUCGUCGCAGCUUUGUAUGUAUCUCACAGAUUCACUAACAACGGUGAAAAUGUGUUCACUUCCUCCCCUGAGGAUUCAGAGUCACCUGCAUCAGACUUCUACACAAAAGCAGUGGACAAAGCUCUGGAAAGCAAAAAUGGAGACUGGGAUCUGUUUCUCCGCUUCCUGCUUGGCCUUUCUCUGGCGACUCAUCAGAAUCUGCUGCCGGAGCUGCUCAAAACACCUGAAAACAAUAAGGAGACAUACCAGGAAACUGUGGAGCACAUCAAAAAGAAGAUCAGAGAAGUGGAUGAUCCAGAAAAAAAGCAAAAUCUUUUCCACUGUUUGAAUGAGCUGAAUGAUGAUUCACUUGUUGAGGAAGUCAAAAAGUCUCUGGAAACACGGACCUUUGAAAACUUCUCCCCCUCACAGUGGUCAGCUCUGACAUUUGUGCUGUUAACAUCAGAUUUAAAUCUUGAUGUGUUCGAUCUUAAAAACUACCUGAAGUCAGAAACGGUACUCCUGGGAAUGCUGCCGGUGGUCAAAGUUUCUGAAACUACAUUGCUCAGUUGGUGUGACCUCACUGAAAAGUCCUGCAGUGGUCUGAUGACCUCAGUCCUCAGUUCUCCAUCCUCAAAUCUCACAGUACUGGACAUGAGUAAUAACGACUUGAAGGAUGCAGGGAUACAGCGACUUGCUGAAGGGCUAAAAAGUAUUCACUGCAAACUGAAAAAUCUCAAGGUGUCUGGUUGUCAGGUGACAGAGAAAGGCUGCUCUUACCUGGCUUCUGCCCUCAAGGAGAACACAGGUUCCCACCUGAAAGAGCUGGACCUGAGUUACAAUCACCCAGGAGAAAGUGGAGUCAAAGAGCUCAGUGCUGUCUUUGCGGAUCCAAGAAUGAAACUGUGUGUCAACUACGGUGGAGAACAUCGUUUAAAGCCAGGGAUAAAGAAGUAUGAUGCACUCUUGAAGUUUGAUGAAAACACAAUAAGCAGAAGACUUGUUGUGGUGGAUCAAGAUAAAAGAAGAAAAGUCAAAACUGUGGAGUUGGUGGAAGAGAAAGUGGCCCGUCCUGAAAAUGACGACAGGUUUAAGAGGACCCAGGUGCUCUGUGACAAAGGCCUGGAGGACCUCGGCUACUGGGAGGUGGAAUGGCAGGGCAUGGUCGGCAUUGCUGUGUCAUAUAAUGAUGUGGGCAGAAAAUGGGACAAUGCCGGUGGUCUGGGGUGCAAUGAGAAGUCCUGGAGUCUGAUGUGUUCCAGCUCUGGCUUCAUGGGAAGGGAUGGAAAGAUGUUCACUGGAUUCAUUGCCAGGCACGGGAAGAUGUCAAAACACAUCAAAGUGCCAUGCUGCCAGAAAAUAGCAGUCUACCUGGAUUGGAAAGCUGGGACUCUGAGUUACUACGGUGUAUCAUCGGAUGAACGGAGCCUCAUACACACCUUCCGCACAAAGUUCACAGGCCCACUUUUCCCAGGCUUCUGGUUUAAAGAGGGCUCUGUGACUUUGUGUGACCUGUAAUCUGAAAAGUCAAACAUACCCACUGGUACUGUACACUGAUUUAUAUCAUUCACUGUGGUGAAACUAAGCUCCAUACUAACAGUGUGAAUAAAAAAGGAGCGAUGUCAACUUAAAUACUUAUUGUAUAUUUGUUUUUAGAUGUUCUUGCCCAUCAGCACUUUGUUGCCAUAAUGGUUGUUUUAAAGUGCUUCAUAAAUAAAGUUGAUUUGAGUUGAAAAAAAAAAGUAAGGGUUUUUUUAAUGUUUCACAGAAGGUCACCUCAGUGAGCUGACGGUGUCUUUGUAAGAAAGUGUCUUUGCUUUUAAAAAUAUUUUUAUAGAGUGAUAUGAAC